AUGGAGGAGCCGUGGGAAGCAGGUCCAGAAAUGAUGUCAGCAAUACAAAAUGCUUUGGGAAACAGCAGAGAUGUUGCAGCUGCAAAAUUAAGAGAAUAUUUGGAAAUUAAAAACAAUGUACCUCUAAACAUAGCAAUCACUGGAGAGGCCAGCUCUGGUAAAUCCUUCUUUCUCAAAGCCUUUAGAAAGGUAGAAGAUGACAGUGAAGAUGUUGCUCCUACUGGUGUUGUAGAAACCACAUUAGAGGUAAAAGAAUAUCCUCAUCCAAACUAUCCCAGCGUCAUCUUCAGUGACCUUCCUGGAAUCGGAAGCACCAGGUUUCCAGCUAAACAAUAUUUGAAUCAAGUUGGACUUAAGAAGUUUGACAUCUUUAUUAUUAUCUCAGCUGAUCGCUUCAGAGAAAAUGAUGUCAAACUUGCAAAGGAGAUCAAGAAGAUGGGGAAGAAGUUCUGCUUUGUUCGCUCAAAGUUUGACAAUAAUUUACGCCAUGAAGAAAGAAAGAAAGAUUUCAACCAAGAAAAGACUUUAGCACAGAUCAGAGAACAUUGUGUUAUAAGUAAGUGUCUUCCACUGACUGCUGUUCUGAAGAGUUAA
This is a messenger RNA of Gambusia affinis (western mosquitofish), 594 nucleotides long. RefSeq names its product T-cell-specific guanine nucleotide triphosphate-binding protein 2-like. The transcript has a single exon. Gene Ontology annotation, molecular function: GTP binding. NCBI's taxonomy places the organism in Eukaryota, Metazoa, Chordata, Actinopteri, Cyprinodontiformes, Poeciliidae. The record is from RefSeq and is a predicted model, not a curated record. Gene Ontology annotation, cellular component: membrane. Bases 1 to 594 code for a protein of 197 amino acids.